This is a messenger RNA of Saccostrea echinata, 605 nucleotides long. RefSeq lists its product as uncharacterized. The record is from RefSeq and is a predicted model, not a curated record. Lineage: Eukaryota; Metazoa; Mollusca; Bivalvia; Ostreida; Ostreidae. The transcript has 2 exons. The coding region runs from base 192 to 605 and encodes 137 amino acids. Gene Ontology annotation, molecular function: protein dimerization activity.
AAUAAUCAUAAAAAAGAAUUUUAAAAUAUAGGUAGUAAAGAACUUGUGUUUGCAAGUCAGGUGUAAGAUCUCUUUUGAAAACAAUUCCUGUAGACUUUGGAGAUGAAGAUUUGGAAAUCUUAGUGGACCAUUUCUCACCAAUAUUGACUAAGGCGGGAUUCAAUGCUGAUGAGAUUUAUACUGAAUGGCAGAUGCUGAAAAACAUGAUCUAUAAAAGUGACUGUGAUGUGUAUCAGUUGUCCUGGGAGGAGGUGAAUCAUAAAUACAAGGAAGGACAUCAAAACUUCCUUGCUCUAGUGGACAUAAUUUUGUCCCUUCCCACUUCUUCUGCUGAUGCUGAGAGGGGAUUUAGCGAAAUGAAAAUGGUUAAGACAGACUGGAGAUGUAGACUCCGUUCUGAGGUCUUAAAUGAUUUAAUGCAUAUUCAGUUUAACACACAAGAUGUGUUAAAGUUUAAUCCUUUGCCUGCAAUUCACCUAUGGAACUCAAGUGCUGUCAGACCAAGGAGGCCGUUCUACAAUAACACGGAUGAGAACAAUAAUUACAGCUCUGAUGAGGAAGAUUUAACACCACUCUAUUCUUUGGCCAAAAAAGUGGUUGACUAA